AUGUUUGCCAAAAUCUGCCUAGUAGCCGCUGUCAUCUUCGUAAUAAGCGCUGAAGCACAAGAACAACACCAUCACCACGACCACCACCACGCUUCCUCCUCACAGAGCCUCAAACAGUACCAUGGAAAAGCUACUGAGAAACACGUCGAGUAUUAUUCUCACCCUAAGUACGAGUUCGCGUACAAAGUGGAGGACCCUCACACCGGUGACAAGAAGUACCAGCACGAGGCGCGCGACGGUGACGUCGUGAAGGGCGUGUACAGUCUGCACGAGCCCGACGGUACUGUCAGGAUCGUCGAGUACCACGCUGACAAGAAAACCGGAUUCAAUGCCAAUGUGAAACGUGAGGGUCAUGCCAAACACAUUGUUCCUGAACACAACCACCACCACUGA
Messenger RNA from Spodoptera exigua (beet armyworm), 393 nucleotides. NCBI's taxonomy places the organism in Eukaryota, Metazoa, Arthropoda, Insecta, Lepidoptera, Noctuidae. The record is from the annotation of a GenBank genome assembly.